AUGUCACCAUUCCCAGUGAAGGUAGCUCUUUGGUUCCUGUUGAUUUCCUGCUUGUUCAAUUCUCCAUUGAGUCAACAAGGGAUAGAAGCCUUUCAGUGCAGCAAUGGGCUCGCCUUGCCGCCUGACCAGGUGUGUGACUUCACAGAUCAGUGUGGGGAUAACAGCGAUGAAGAGCAAUGCUCAAAUUAUGAAAGAUGUGAUUUUGAGGAUGGGCUCUGUAUUAUGGCACAAGAUCAGGAUCUGCAACUUGUUUGGACGAAGAGAAAUGGGAUGAUGGAUCUGUUCCCUCCGUUUUAUGAUCACAAUGGUGAUAUGUCUGCCCACUUCGUCUCACUGGUCUCCAAAGUGGAUUCUACUUCCUCAUACUUAAGAAGCAGAGUUUUCCUUUCAACUGAUAACCAACGUGCUUGUCAGAUCACAUUUUAUUACUUCAUCACUCAUGUGAGUUGUAAAUUAAUGGUAGGACUCCAAUCUGCAUGCAGUGGUGCUGUUCAGCAUUUAUGGCAAAAUACAGCUGGGCUCCAAAAUCAGUGGGAGAGAAAUGUUGUCAAAAUCCAGAGCUCACAGAGAUUUCAGGUUGUUUUUCAAGGUCAAAUGAUUUCAACUCGUGGACAAGACGAAGUCAUAGCUAUUGAUGAUGUAUCUUUCAGUCCCGAUUGCUUUCCUGCAGAUGAUGAAAUUUUACCAUGUCAAGAUGCAUCUGAGACCCAUCAGGAACUAUGCCAUCCAGUUGCAGACCUCUGCAGAUUUGAUUCUUCACAUGAAGGAUUGAGAUUAUGUCAUGCCUGUGGAUUUGAAUCCGACAUGUGUGACUGGGCAUCAGAAGCAUCUGCUGAGCAACUGAGCUGGAUACGGACAAAAGCAAGUGAGGUCCAAGCAUUAGGAUCCACACCUCAGCAGGAUCAAAGUGGUAAUUACGAAGGAUAUUAUGUGUAUGUUGGGGCUAAGCACGCUUUUACUCUUAGCCAAUUUGACAACAAGGCUUAUUUAAACAGCUCUGUGUGUCACUGCUUGGGCAAGAGCUGCCACCUUCAAUUCUAUUACGCCAUGGAUAAUAGCAUUUUGAGAGUUAGACUGUAUAAUAAUAAGGAAGAAGAAAUAUUUUGGACAUACAACACAUCAACUCACAGCAAAUGGGUGAAAGUAGAUGUAUUAAUACCAGAUGGUCUGAAGAUAUUUCAGAUUAUUUUUGAAGGGGUCAUUUUGAGCCAGAGAAGUUUUAUUGGGCUUGAUCAACUCUGGGUCUACGCCUGUGGACAGACGCACACCCAAAAGCUUUGCUCUUCUGAUGAAUUCACUUGUGCCAGUGGACAGUGCAUUGCCCAGGAUUCAGUGCGUGACUCUCAACAGAACUGCUCUGAUGCAAGUGAAGAUCUAGCAACUUGCUUUUCCAGAUGUGAUUUUGAAACAAACAGUUGUGGCUGGUUUGAAGCAGUUGGUGGUGACCACUUUGACUGGAUCUGGAGCUCCCAAACUGAUCUUUCUGCUACCUUUGAGCAACAGGCCCCACCUCGGGAUCAUACUUACAACACAACUGAAGGACAUUUUAUAUUCAUUCUGAAGAAAAACAACAGUUUGUCACAAGUUGCUAAACUCCAGAGCCCAACUUUCAGCCAGACUGGACCUGGAUGUACACUUUCCUUCUGGUUUUAUAACUAUGGGCUCUCAGUGGGAGCUGCUGAACUGCAACUUCAUAUAGAAAAAUCCAAUGAUUCAACACCUGUCUGGAGAGUAUUAUAUAACCAGGGCAACCAGUGGUCAAAAGCAACCAUUCAGCUAGGGCGCCUUACUCAGCCCUUCCAUCUGUCACUAGAAAAAGUCAGUCUUGGUAUUUAUGAUGGGGUCUCAGCUAUUGAUGACAUCAGAUUUGAAAACUGUACUCUUCCUCUUCCAGCUGAAAGCUGUGAAGAGCCCGAUCAUUUCUGGUGUCUGCACACCAAGGCUUGCAUAGAAAAGCUUCACUUAUGUGAUCUGGUGGAUGAUUGUGGUGAUCGCACUGAUGAGAUUGACUGUGUGCCUGAACUGCAGUGUAACUUUGAAAAUGGACUUUGUAACUGGGAGCAAGAUACAGAAGAUGACUUUGAUUGGACCAGGAACCAAGGUUCAACUUCAACACUUAAUACAGGACCAAUGAAGGAUAACACUCUGGGCACAGCCAGAGGACACUACCUCUACAUAGAAUCUUCAGAGCCACAGGUUUUUGAAAACAAUGCAAUUUUACUCAGCCCCAUCCUGAAUGCCACUGGUACAGAGGGCUGCACUUUCCGCUUCCACUACCACAUGUUUGGAAAGCACAUAUAUAGGCUGGCCAUCUACCAGAGGAUCUGGAGUAAUGCAAGAGGACAGCUGCUCUGGCAGAUAUUUGGGAAUCAAGGCAACAGAUGGAUCAGAAAUCACCUCUCCGUUUCCAGCAGGCAGCCUUUUCAGAUUUUGGUGGAGGCUUCAGUGGGAGAUGGCUUCACUGGAGAUAUUGCAAUUGAUGAUUUGUCAUUCAUGGACUGUACUCUGUAUCCCGGUACUUUGCCAGUGGACCUUCCAGCUCCUCCAGAAACUUCAGUUCCAGUAACGUUACCUCCACAUAACUGCACAGACAAUGAAUUUGUCUGCAGGUCUGAUGGCCUCUGUGUUGAUAAGAUUCAGAGAUGUGAUUUUAGAUAUGACUGCCCUGACCAAUCCGAUGAAUCAUCCUGUGUUUCAGAAGUUUGCAGCUUUGAAAACAGAAGCUUGUGUAAAUGGUAUCAGCCGAUUCCAGUGAAUAUACUUCAGGAUUCAAACAUAUUCAGAUGGGGGCUUGGCAAUGGGAUCAGCAUUCAUCAAGGAGAAGAAAACCACAGGCCGUGGGUGGAUCAUACCAAAAAUAGCACCAGUGGAUGGUACCUAUUUGCUGACAGCUCAAAUGGGAAAUUUGGUGAUGUGGCUGACAUCCUCACUCCUGUUAUUUCACUCACGGGACCAACAUGUACCUUGGUGUUCUGGACUCACAUGAAUGGUGCCACAGUUGGUUCUCUACAGGUUCUCAUUAAGAAAGGCAACGUUACUUCUAAACUUUGGGCUCAGACUGGCCAGCAGGGUGCACAGUGGAAGAAAGUGGAAGUGUUUUUAGGCACUCAUUUGUACACACAGAUCGUCUUCAGGGCAAAACGUGGUGUCAGUUACAUGGGUGAUGUAGCAGUGGAUGAUGUUUCCUUUCAAAAUUGUUCACCCUUACCCAGCCCAGACAGAAAAUGCACUGCUCAAGAAUUCACAUGUGCUAAUAAGCACUGCAUUGCAAAGGACAGGCUGUGUGAUUUUGUGAAUGACUGUGCUGACAAUUCAGAUGAGACUUCUUUUAUUUGUGGUACCUCCAGGGGACGUUGUGAUUUUGAGUUUGACCUUUGUGCGUGGGAGCAGGAGCAGGAUGAAGAUUUUGACUGGAAUCUGAAAGCUAGCAGCAUCCUUGCUACAGGCACAGAGCCAGUGGCAGACCACACCUUGGGAAAUUCAUCUGGGCAUUACAUCUUCAUAAAGAGCUUGUUCCCACAGCAGCCCAUGAGAGCAGCUAGAAUUUCAAGUCCAGUUAUAAGUAAGAGAAGCAAAAAUUGCAAGAUCAUUUUUCAUUAUCACAUGUAUGGAAAUGGCAUUGGGGCUCUCAGCUUGAUUCAGGUAUCAGUCUCAAACCAAACCACGGUCCUCCUUAACCUCACUGCAGAACAAGGCAAUUUCUGGAAGAGAGAAGAACUACCACUGUUUGGUGAUGAGGACUUCCAACUCAAAUUUGAAGGAAGAGUAGGGAAAGGCUACCAUGGUGAUAUUGCACUUGAUGACAUUGUACUCACAGAGAAUUGUCUGUCAUCCCAUCACCCUGUCAAAGAAGAACCAGCAGUGCCUCUCCCAACAGGUUACUGCCCAUAUGGAUAUCGAGAAUGUCAGAAUGGUAAAUGUUAUAGACAGGAGCAAAACUGUAAUUUUGUAGAUGACUGUGGAGAUAAUACUGAUGAAAAUGAAUGCGGUGGUUCCUGUACUUUUGAGGAAGGCUGGUGUGGCUGGCAAAACUCCCUGGCUGAAAACUUUGAUUGGAUAUUAGGGAUCGGCUCUCAUCAAAGCUUAAGACCUCCCAAAGACCACACACUUGGAAAUGAAGAUGGACACUUCCUGUAUCUAGAGGCUACCCCAGUGGGCCUGCGGGGGGAGAAAGCACACCUCAAGAGUUCUGUGUGGCAAGAGUCUGGUGCAGCCUGCACCCUGAGUUUCUGGUACUUCAUAUCCACAAAAGCCACAGGAUCCAUUCAUAUUCUCAUUAAGACAGAACAAGGACUCCGGAAAGUAUGGGAAGAAAGUGAGAACCAUGCUAAUCAUUGGCAACAGGCUGUCAUCAUGCUAGGAAAGUUAAGGAAUUUUGAAGUUAUAUUCCAAGGGAUUAGAACAAGGGAUCUUGGAGGAGGAGCAGCAAUUGAUGAUAUUGAAUUUAAAAACUGCACAACUGUUGGAGAGACCUCUGAGAUUUGCCCAGAAACCACUGAUUUUUUGUGCCAAGACAAGAAGUGUAUUGCAUCCCACCUUGUCUGUGACUAUAAGCCUGAUUGCUCUGAUAAGUCUGAUGAAGCUCACUGUGGACAGUACACAAGUACAGCAGGAAGCUGUAAUUUUGAAACAACUUCAGAAAAUUGGACCACUGCCUGCAGUCUUGCUCAGGACUCUGAGGAUGACUUGGACUGGGCCAUUGGCAGCAGAAUUCACACCGAAGCAUUGAACCCAGACUCUGAUCACACACCAGGCAGUGGCCAGCACUUCUUGUAUGUCAACUCUUCUGGGCCCAAAGAAGGAUCCACUGCAAGAAUCACUACAUCCAAAUUCUUCCCAGCAAGUCACGGAAUGUGUUCUGUUCGUUUCUGGUUCUACACGGUUGAUCCCAGGAGUAUGGGGAUAUUAAAGGUGUAUACAGUUGAAGAAUCAGGACUAAAUAUCCUGGUGUGGUCAGUGGUUGGAAAUAAAAGAACUGGCUGGACGUAUGGACAUGUAUCUGUCUCCAGUAACGGUCCAUUUAAAGUGGCAUUUGAAGCUGAUUUGGGUGGAAAUGAGAACAUCUUCAUUGCCCUUGAUGACAUCUCUUUCACCCCAGAGUGCAUGUCUGGAGGUCCUGCCACAACACAGCCACCAUCCUGUGGUGUGGAUCAAUUUUCUUGUAUCUACACACUCCAGUGUGUCCCUCUCUCUGGGAUAUGUAAUGGCUCAGAAGAGUGCGCAGAUGGAUCUGAUGAAAUGGAUUGUUCUACUGGCUCCACACCUCAGCUCUGUGGGGAAAUGGAGUUCCCCUGCUCUGGGGGCCAGUGUAUCCCGUCUCUCCUGCUGUGUGACGGAGUGCCAGACUGUCACUUUAAUGAAGAUGAAUCCAGCUGUCCCAACGAGAGCUGUUCUGAGGGAGCUCUGGUAUGCACCUCGUCUAAUAGCUGCAUCGCAGCUCACCACCGCUGUGAUGGUUUUGCUGACUGUGUGAAUUUCCAACCUGAUGAGUCUAGCUGCUCAGAGUGUCCAGUAAAUUACUGCAGAAAUGGUGGAGCUUGUGUGGUGGAGAAAAAUGGUCCCACGUGUCGAUGUGGGCAAGGAUGGAAAGGAAGUCGAUGCCACAUCAAGUUCACCCCUCCUGCUGCAGAUCUUGUUUACAUGCAGAAUAAUUUAUGGGCUCUUCUGGGUAUUGGAUUUGCUUUCCUGAUGACUCAUAUUACUGUCGCCUUCUUGUGUUUUCUUGUGAAAAGAAAAGUGCCAGUAAGGAAAGCUGAGAGAACUGGUAACUGUGCCUUUGUUAAUCCAGUCUAUGGCAAUUGGAGCAACCCAGAGAAAACAGAGAGUUCUAUCUACUCGUUCUCCAACCCGUUAUAUGGCACAGCACCAAGAAGCUUGGAAACCAUGUCUCAUCAUCUCAAACAGUAGAAUCAAGAUCAAGUAUGAUCCACUACGUGUACUUCAUACAAAAUUCUGUACUCUAAAGUCCUAUGCAAAUGUAUCUUCCA
Messenger RNA from Lepus europaeus (European hare), 5987 nucleotides. RefSeq names its product MAM and LDL receptor class A domain containing 1 (gene MALRD1). Lineage: Eukaryota; Metazoa; Chordata; Mammalia; Lagomorpha; Leporidae. The transcript has 36 exons. Bases 1 to 5907 code for a protein of 1968 amino acids. Gene Ontology annotation, cellular component: membrane. The record is from RefSeq and is a predicted model, not a curated record. Gene Ontology annotation, molecular function: protein binding.